Sorex fumeus (smoky shrew) is the source of this 2763-nucleotide messenger RNA. RefSeq names its product Sad1 and UNC84 domain containing 2 (gene SUN2). NCBI's taxonomy places the organism in Eukaryota, Metazoa, Chordata, Mammalia, Eulipotyphla, Soricidae. Gene Ontology annotation, molecular function: protein-membrane adaptor activity. The transcript is spliced from 17 exons. Gene Ontology annotation, cellular component: meiotic nuclear membrane microtubule tethering complex; nuclear envelope. Bases 25 to 2199 code for a protein of 724 amino acids. The record is from RefSeq and is a predicted model, not a curated record. Gene Ontology annotation, biological process: nuclear envelope organization.
GCAAGGACCCCCGCCUCGGCCACCAUGUCCCGGCGUAGCCAGCGGCUGUCACGCUACUCCCAGGGGGACGAUGACAGUGGCAGCAGCAGCGGCGGGAGCUCCGUGGCGGGGGCCGCGACUCCCCUGUUCAAAGACAGCCCCCUCAGGACCCUGAAGAGGAAAUCGAGCACCCUGAAGCGCCUGUCGCCCGCGCCCUCGCUGGCCCCCGCCACGGACUCGCACACGUCCUACUACAGCGAGUCCAUGGUGCGGGAGUCCUACGUGGGCAGCCCGCGCGCCGUGUCGCUGGCCAGGAGCGCCCUGCUGGACAGCCAGCUGCACAGCGACCCCUACUGGGAUGAGGACUCACGGGUGAGGCGGCGCAGAGGCACGGGCGACACGGACAGCAGCAAGAUCAACGGGCUGGCGAGGACCAAGGGCGCCGAGGACUUCCUGGGGUCCUCCUCGGGCUACUCUUCGGAGGACGACUACCUGGGCUACACGGAGACGGAGGCGCGCAGCUCGGGCUCGCGGUUCCGGAGCGCCUUGUCCCGCGCCGGCUCCGUGGUGUGGGCGGUGGUCACUUCCCCAGGCCGCCUCUUCGGGCUCCUCUACUGGUGGGUUGGCACCACCUGGUACCGCCUGACCACCGCCGCCUCCCUCCUCGACGUCUUUGUUUUAACCAGGCGCUUUUCCUCCCUGAAGACCUUCCUCUGGUUCCUCCUCCUGCUCUUGCUCCUGACCGGCCUGACCUACGGUGCCUGGCACUUCUACCCAUACGGCCUGCAGGCCUUGCAGCCCGCCCUGGGCGCCUGGUGGGACGCGAAGGGCAGCGGCAGGCAGGGGCUCUGGGAGUCCCGAGACGCGUCCCCGCAUUUCCAGGCGGAGCAGCGCAUCCUGUCUCGGGUGCACUCGCUGGAGCGGCGCCUGGAGACGCUGGCGGCCGAGCUGUCGGCCAACUGGCAGAAGGAGGCCAUGAGGCUGGAGCGCCUGGAGCUGCGGCAGGGAGCGGCGACCGGCGACGGGGGCAGCCUGAGCCACGAGGACACGCUGGCCCUCCUGGAGGGGCUGGUCAGCCGCCGGGAGGCUGCCCUGAAGGAGGACUUCCGCCGGGACACGGCCGCGCGGAUCCAGGAGGAAGUGGCCGCGCUGCGGGCCGAGCACCAGCAGGACGCCGAGGACCUGUUCAAGAAGAUCGUGCAGGCCUCCCAGGAGUCUGAGGCCCGGCUCCAGCAGCUCAAGUCCGAGUGGCAGAGGACCACCCAGGCCUCGUUCCGCGAGAGCUCCACGCAGGAGCUGGGGCGGCUGGAGGCGCAGCUGGCCGGGCUGCGGCAGGAGCUGGCGGCGCUGGCCGGGAAGCAGGGCUCCGUGGAGGACCGGCUGGGGCUUCUGCCGCAGCAGAUGCAGGCCGUGCGGGACGACGUGGAGUCCCAGUUCCCGGCCUGGCUCAGCCAGUUCCUCGCCCGCGGUGGGGGCGCCCGCGCGGGGCUGCUCCAGCGAGAGGAUGUGGAGGCGCAGCUGCGGGACCUGGAGCGCAAGAUCCUCGCCCACGUGGCCGAGGCGCAGGGCAAGUCGGCCCGCGAGGCCGCGGCCAGCCUGGGGCUGACGCUGCAGAAGGAAGGCGUGAUCGGGGUGACCGAGGAGCAGGUGCACCGCAUCGUGAAGCAGGCGCUGACGCGCUACAGCGAGGACCGCAUCUCCAUGGUGGACUACGCCCUGGAGUCGGGAGGGGCCAGCGUGGUCAGCACCCGGUGCUCCGAGACCUACGAGACCAAGACGGCGCUGCUCAGUCUCUUUGGCAUCCCCCUGUGGUACCACUCGCAGUCGCCCCGCGUCAUCCUCCAGCCAGACGUGCACCCAGGCAACUGCUGGGCCUUCCAGGGGCCGCAGGGCUUCGCCGUGGUGCGGCUCUCGGCCCGCGUGCGCCCCACCGCCGUCACCUUAGAGCACGUGCCCAAGUCGCUGUCGCCCAACCGCACCAUCUCCAGCGCCCCCCGGGACUUCGCCGUGCUGGGCUUCGAUGAGGACCUGCAGCAGGAAGGGACGCUCCUGGGCCAGUUCACCUACGACCAGGACGGGGAGCCCAUUCAGACGUUCUAUUUCCAGGACCCCAAGAUGGCCAGCUAUCAGGUGGUGGAGCUGCGGGUGCUGACCAACUGGGGCCACCCCGAGUACACCUGCAUCUACCGCUUCCGGGUGCACGGGGAGCCCACCCACUAGCGUGCCCCCCGGGUGCACGCCCGCUCUCAGGGCCCCUCCGGGGAAGGGGGCACACCCCCCGCCGCCCGCCCCACUCCCGUGAUCCGCACUGACUCGGGGCGCACACCGGAGGUCCUGCAGCCCAGCGCCAUGCAGGCCCCUGGCCCUGGGCCGCCCCCAGAGGAUGUAAAUACUCAAGCCCGUGCUGGGCUGCUGUCGGGGGGCGCUGCUGGCUGGACUUGUGCCAAAGCCGAGGAGACCCAGGCCCUGGGUCAGGCCAGAGGGCCCUCCGGGAGGAGGUGCCCGGCGUGGGGGAUCGACUCCCGCUACAAAGCCCUGGACUCUUCUAGAAGGCCUGUGCCACCACUGGGGGGUGCCUGGAUCUGGCUCGGAGGCGCUUCUCUGCACUGUAUUUGCCCCCGGGGUAUGCAGGCCUCUGGCUCCUGGGCCCCGAGGGCAAAGUGCCAACCCUGGGGCCCCCUCUCCCUGGGGCAGGAAGUCUCCUGAGGCCACAGGCACCGGGGGUCGCCACACUGUGGUCCUCCUCACUCUUUCCUUUCUGGGCGUUUUUCUAAGGGAGCCGUG